This is a messenger RNA of Arachis ipaensis, 1770 nucleotides long. RefSeq names its product geraniol 8-hydroxylase-like. Lineage: Eukaryota; Viridiplantae; Streptophyta; Magnoliopsida; Fabales; Fabaceae. The record is from RefSeq and is a predicted model, not a curated record. Gene Ontology annotation, molecular function: iron ion binding; heme binding; monooxygenase activity.
CUCAUCUCACUUCUCAACAAAACUACUCUCUUUCGAACUCAAAGGCAAAUAAAACAUUCUCACCACAUUGGCCUUCAACAAUGAAUUCAAAUUCAUCAACAUUAUUUAUUUCUUCACUUUUUGAGCAAAAUAUCGCAAUUGAGGAGUCAAAAGGUCACAUCCUCUUAUUAUUUCCAAAGCAAUAUUCUCACUUGCCCAUGUCACUAAUAAUCACUGCCCUUUUCUUUACGUGCAUUAUUGUCAUUAUUGUCACCAAAUUUCUUCGCACAUUAUCACUUCAUGCAAACACCACAAAACAAAACUUCAAGAACCUUCCACCGGGACCUUCCUUUCUUACCAUGAUGCAAAACCUUGUUGAGUUUUGCAAUAAGCCACAACAAACACUAGCCAAGCUUGCUAAGCUUCAUGCCCCAGACAUAAUGCUUCUAAAGCUUGUUCAAUCAUCAACUACAAUAAUCAUAUCUUCCCCAAACAUUGCCAAAGAAGUGCUACAAACCAAUGAUCUGUUGUUCUCAGAUCGAACAGUUCCAACUAUUGUAACCGCUCUCGAUCACCACAACUAUAGCUUGCCCUUCUUACCGGUUUGUCCACUUUGGAAAGAUCUAAGAAAAAUAUGCAAUGAACAAUUGUUCUCCACCAAGGUCCUCGACACGAGUCAAGGCCUUAGGCGCAAGAAGCUUCUAGAUCUUCUUAACGAUAUGCAAAAUUACGGCCGAGCCGGAGAAGCUGUUGAUGUUGGGAGAGCAGCUUUUAGGGCAUGUAUAAAUUUUUUGUCCUAUACUUUUGUGUCUGAGGAUUUUGUUGAAUCUGUGGAGAAUGAUAAAGAUGAGUACAAAGAUAUUGUUUCUACUCUCUUGAAAUUAUCAGGAACAGCAAAUGUGGUUGAUGUUUUUCCGGUGUUGAAGGUGUUUGAUCCACAAGGACUUCAAAGGAACACUGCUAAUUACAUUACAAUGUUUUUUCAUAGACUAGACAAGUUGAUUGAUAAACGGUUGAAGCUAAGAGAAGAGGGGGAUAAUUAUGUCACAAACAAUGACAUGCUGGACACGCUUCUUGAUAUUUCUCAUCAGGAUAGUGAGAAGAUGGAUAGAGAAAAAAUCAAACAUUUUUUACUUGAUCUACUUGUUGCGGGAACAGACACCACUGCAUAUGGAUUAGAAAGAGCAAUGACUGAAUUACUUCAUAACCCAAAGGUCAUGUCAAAAGCCAAACAAGAAUUAGAACAAAUCAUUGGAAAAGGUAACCCCAUCGAGGAAUCCGAUGUUGCUAAACUGCCAUACUUACAAGCCAUAAUAAAAGAGACACUAAGAUUGCAUCCACCAGCUCCACUUUUGCUCCCAAGAAAAGCAAAAGUUGAUGUUGAAAUCUCAGGUUACACAAUCCCAAAGGGUGCAAGAGUUCUAAUAAAUGCAUGGGCUAUUGGUAGAAACCCUAAUAUAUGGGAAGAUGCAAAUUUGUUUUUGCCCGAGAGGUUUUUGGGGUCUAAUAUUGAUGUUAAAGGAAGAGAUUUUCAGCUCACACCAUUCGGUAGUGGGAGAAGAAUUUGUCCCGGUUCACCACUUGCUAUUAGAAUGAUGCAUGUGAUGUUGGGAUCAUUGGUCAAUUCUUUUGAUUGGAAACUUGAAAAUAAUAUCAAGCAUGAGGAUAUGGACAUGGAUCAACCCCUCCGAGCUAUUCCAGUUGCACUGAAUAAUUAAUUGUUGUCUGUUUUUGUUGUUCUUCAAAAUUCCAGAGUUUUUUUUCGGUGACCAAAUUCCGAAGAUCUGAUUU